Messenger RNA from Papilio xuthus (Asian swallowtail), 2076 nucleotides. RefSeq lists its product as uncharacterized. Bases 492 to 1373 code for a protein of 293 amino acids. The transcript is spliced from 2 exons. NCBI's taxonomy places the organism in Eukaryota, Metazoa, Arthropoda, Insecta, Lepidoptera, Papilionidae. The record is from RefSeq and is a predicted model, not a curated record.
UCCCCCUCACAUCGCGAACAGAGUAGACGUGUUUCAUAACGCUCCGUAUAAUUUUAAUUAUUUCAACGGUUCACUUAAACUUAAGUGUCCUAGCUUUGGUGAUGUGAUACAUAAAACGUUGUAAUUUAAGUAUACAGUGAUAGUUGCAUGUAAAAUCAGUGUUAAAUUCGUUUUUUUAGUCAAUAACUUGUAGUGUAUAUAACUGAUGUGACGGUGUAAAUGUCAUUCGUAAUCUAAACUACCGUCCACAACGUUUUUAAAAUCAUAAUAACUUAAUAACAGUUAAAAAAAUUCAAGAGUUACGUAACGAAGCGGUCAGCCUAUUUCUGCAUAACGCGGCCUCGACUGCGUGCGCGGGAGUGCACCGCGUUCUCAUCCCACCGUGGAUCAUCAUUUUGUUUACAAAAUUUUAACUACAAAACUCUUAUUUGAAACAAAAUUUCUGGAUUGUUUAACUUUAAAAUAAAUACUCGCCGUAGCUGUAACAAGUCAUGGAGUCGACAUUGAAUAAUAAAUCGGUCUCGGAAUCGAAUAUCUCACAAGAGUUUCCAUCGCCUGUGUAUGUCUCUCAGCGAAAUAAAAGAGCCCGAGAACCCAAUUUUGAAGUCGAUUUUAACGCCUUCAGAGAAGAAAUGAAGAGCAUGAUAUCUUCGAUGUUUGCCGUACAGAGUAAUGAUAUAAAAAAGAUUUUUCCCACAUUAUCUGAAAUACAAAUUUCUAACAGUAAUAUAGAAAAGUCGAUAUCGUUCCUGUCUGCUCAACAUGAAGAAUUAAAAAGAAAAAUUGAUUUAAUGGAAGCUCAAGCUAAAAAAGAUAAAGACUACAUAACUAUCCUAGAAGACAAGUUAGAGGACCUCCAAAGAGUAAGUCGAAAAAUGAACGUAGAAAUCAAGAAUGUUCCAAAAAUGCCACAAGAAUCCAAAGAAGACCUUAUAAAUAUGGUUAAGCUUUUAUCUGAAACCGUUGCAUGUAAAGUGGAGAAACGUGAUAUUCAAGACAUUUAUCGUAUCCAGGCAAAGAAUAAGAAAGAACAAACUAAACAACAACCCAUCAUAGUGGAAAUGUCCUCUGCUAUUCAAAAAGCCGACUUCCUUAAGAUGGCAAAAUCCUACAACCUAAGACACAAAGAAAAAUUAUGUGCAAAACAUUUAGGCAUAAAAAAUAACUACAUGGACAACCCAAUCUUCAUAUCUGAACAACUGACGGCUAAAGGCGCAAGGCUACAUUUCCUAGCUCGUGAUCUUGCGAAGGCAAACCAGUACAAAUAUUGCUGGACUGCCUACGGGAGAAUUUACGUCCGAAAAGAUGAUAAUUCUCGAAUUAUAAUAGUAAAAAAUGAAGCUCAAGUAAACAGUCUCAUGAACUUAAAAUGACUAGACAUAUCUAACUGUUUUAACUCAUCGCUUUCGUUUUCUUUUAUGUUACGUAUAUUCUUUGUAAAUUUUUAUGCACAUCUAUUGUUAAAUUAUAAAUACAAUUUUACACAACAUCCUCAUCACUACUCAUAUACUUACACAGUUCUAAAUACACAUUCAACCCAGUCAGACAUUCUAAAUCGCUCUUUACUUAAAAUUUUUUGUAAUGUUCAUUUCUUUCUAGUUAUAGUCUGUUCAUCUUUAUUAGACGACAGUUAUGAAUUGUCUUAACACUAUAUGUGAAGUAGAUAACAUAGAAUUUGCAACUGUACAUGUUGAUAACAUUGAGAACAUUUCUCGGCUAUUAGGUGUGACACGAAAUGAUUUUACUGUAAUAUGUCAAAACAUCAGAAGUGUUUAUUCAAAUUUUGAUGAUCUGCAACUUAACCUAGCUCUUCUAAAAUUUCAAACAGACUUAAUCAUCCUCAGUGAAUGUAGGUUAAGAACAGAAAAAAGCAUUCCCCAUAUACCGAAUUAUAACUCCUAUGUGACAACAAAUCACCUCAACCGUGCAGAUGGUGUGGUUGCGUAUCUUAAAAGCAACCACAGGGCCACUGUUACUGAAGUUUACUUAACGCACGCGUCCUGUCUGCAAGUUAGUCUACCUAACGUUACUGCCCUUGCUAUUUAUCGUUCUCCCUCCAUUGUUAAUGCAAAUGAA